Messenger RNA from Glossina fuscipes, 4002 nucleotides. RefSeq lists its product as uncharacterized. The record is from RefSeq and is a predicted model, not a curated record. Gene Ontology annotation, molecular function: serine-type endopeptidase activity; protein binding. Gene Ontology annotation, biological process: proteolysis. The transcript has 13 exons. Bases 179 to 3955 code for a protein of 1258 amino acids. Lineage: Eukaryota; Metazoa; Arthropoda; Insecta; Diptera; Glossinidae.
AAAUCUUGAACUAGACGUUCUAGUCUCGCGUUAACGUUGCUUAAGUUAAAUAGUUUGCGUUUUUAAAUUUAAUUAUGAAUUAUUGUAAAUAAAUUUUAUAAAAGUUUCCAAGAAUCUGUUAAAACUGGUUUUUCAUAACAAUUAGGUUUUUCUUAACGAAAUUACUUUUGUUCGUAUCAUGUCAGCUUACAAGUCAAAUAUCAUAUAUUUUGGAAUAUGUUGUGUUUUAAUAAAAACUUUCCUGGUUAAUAAAGUGAUAGCACAACAGCAAUGUGGAACCUCUCAAUGGGAUUGCAAUAACGGCCAGUGUAUAUCAGGAAAUGCGCGCUGCGAUGGCAUGGUCGAUUGUCAGGAUGGCUCAGAUGAAACGGCCGAAAAUUGCAUACAAGGUUAUGCUACAUGUCACGCGUUUGGUUUCAAAUGCGCUUAUGGCGCUUGCGUUGCUGCCAGCCAUCGUUGCAAUGGACGCAAAGAUUGCGCGGACAAUUCAGACGAAUUAGUCUGUAAUGAUAAGAAACCCGAUAAACUUCAAGGAAAUUGUAGCAGCGGCACUGACUUUGAAUGCUCGCAAUCAAAGGAAUGCAUUAGCAAAGCUAAUAUGUGUAAUGGAAUAAAGGAUUGUACGGAUGGUUCGGAUGAAACUUUACAACUUUGUGUCGGUUCCGAUUGCCCUGACGGAGCAUUUCCUUGCGGAUAUGGUGCUUGUAUCAGUGGAACAGCGAAAUGCAAUGGCGUUAAAGAUUGUGCUGACGGUUCCGAUGAAGCUUGGGAGUUAUGUGGCUAUCCUAGACCAGUGAAUAAAGCUACAUCUUCGCUGUCCGAUACGCGCGAUGAAAAUAGAUGUCAAUUGCCAGAAAAUUACCCCCAUCUCGUGGCUCGUUUACAUCCACAGAAUGAGACCAUACCUUUAGGUGCUUGGGUAGGCAAUUAUGAAAUUGUACACUUAGAAUGUUCGAACGGUUAUCGUAUAACGACCGAUGAUAGUUUAAAUUGUCAAAAUGGCAAAUGGACGGCAGCAUUUCCUACAUGUGCUGAGUAUUGUGAUGGUCUGUCGCUUCUCGGCUUGUCCACAUUUUAUGUGUGCAUUAAUAAUUUUAUGGCCGCCCGGCAGUGUACUCGUGUGCAGCCGAAUACUGAGAUAAUUGUUGGAUGUAAAGUCGGCUACGAAGGUUUCGGCAACAUGUCACCAUUAAUACGUUGCACCUCUGAUGGUAAGUUCACAUCUAAACGUCCCACAUGUAACGUUGAGUGCGGAGUUCUACGCCAGGGCACUCCACUUACGCGAGAAGGAUUACAGGUACAAAGAAACGAGGUGCCCUGGCAAGUGGCUAUUUAUAGAAAACCAGAUAAAACGAACUAUAAAUUCGUUUGCGGUGGAUCCAUUAUAUCGCCAAGUGUAAUUGUAACCGCUGCUCACUGUUUUUGGGAUGUCGCAGUACAAGAGAAAAUGAACGCUGACGCUUUUCAAGUGGCCGCUGGAAAGUAUUACCGUGACUACGAUAUGGCUAAAGAUCCAACUGCCCAAAUUUCAGAUAUUGCUGAAAUUGCGAUUUCGCCAAGCUUCCAAUACGGCAAAGACAAAAUCCUUGAAGAUAUCGCUGUUGUUAAAUUAAAGACACCCUUUGUCUUCAAUGAAAACAUAUCAGCCGUGUGUUUGAGGUUCGAUGCUAGGGCCAAUAGUUAUGUUCCGAAUGAUUGGGCUGGUACAAUUGUGGGCUAUGGGGAUACCGAUACUGAAUAUAAAGCUAUACAACGGGUUCCUAUGAAAUCGCUAUCCUUUCAUAGUUGCCAAUUAAGGCAACAGGCAAAUUUAGCUGAUGAUAAAUUUUGUUUACAAAACGAAGACAGAGCAACCGUAUGCCGCGGUGAUAGUGGCGGAGGUUUUGUAAUUCAGAAUGCUGUAACGAAACGUCACGAGCUAUUAGGCGUUAUUAGUUAUACACGUUUCAGUAAUGCGGAGUGUGUUCGUGAGGGAAUUCUAACGGCAACGAAUGUCAAUUACAUGAGCGACGAAGUGGUCAAGAAAAUGGAGCAGUUCAAGCAAGAAGACAAACGUUCAAAUUUAAUUAUGAAUUAUUCUAUCAAGUAUAGUAUCAUUUACUUUGGAAUAUGCAGUGUUCUAAUAAAAAUUUUCUUAGUUAACGAAGGUAUGGCACAGCUGCAGUGCGAGACCUUUCAAUGGAACUGCGAUGAUGGUCAGUGCAUAUCAGAUAGCGGCCGUUGCGACGGUGUGGUCGAUUGUCAGGACGGCUCAGACGAAACGGCCGAAAAUUGCAUACAAGUGCAUUCUACCUGUCAUACGUUUGCUUUCAAAUGCGCUUAUGGUGCUUGCAUUGCCAACGGCUAUCGCUGCAAUGGACGCAAAGAUUGCGCAGACAAUUCGGACGAAUUGAUCUGUGAUGAAAGCAAAUUCGAUAAACUUCAAGGAAGCUGCCGCAGUGAUACUGAGUUUGAAUGCACGCGACUAAAGGAAUGCAUUAGUAAAGUUAAUAUUUGUAAUGGAGCAAAGGAUUGCAAGGAUGGUUCCGAUGAAACUUUAGAACUUUGUGCCGGUUUUGAUUGUUCUGAUGGAAUGUUUCAUUGCGGCUACGGUGCUUGUAUCAAUAGAACAGCGACAUGCAAUGGCGUUAAAGAUUGCCUCGAUGGUUCCGACGAAGCUUGGGAGUUAUGUGGCUUUCCUAGACCGAGGAAUAAAUUGACACCUUCGUUAGCAGAUUUGCGCAAUGAAAAUAAGUGUCAAUUACCAGAGAAUGGUCCUUAUCUGUUGGCUCGUUUACAUCCCCAGAAUCAGACCAUACGUUUAGGCAGAUGGGUAGACAAUUAUGAGACUAUUCACUUGGAAUGUUCGAACGGUUAUCGUAUACCAACUCAUGCGAGUUUAAAUUGUCAAAAUGGCAAAUGGACCAGAGGAUUUCCGUCAUGUGUUCAAUAUUGCGACGGUCAAUCGUUGCGAGGUUUAUCCACAUUUCACGUAUGUAUUAAUAAUGGUAUUGCCGCCCGGCAGUGCCAACGGUUACAACCAAAAACUGCGGUAAUUAUCAGAUGUAACGUCGGUUACGAAGGUUUAAGCGACAGCGCACCAAUAAUGCGAUGCAAUCUCGAUGGUAAAUUCACCGCUAAGCGGCCCACUUGCAAUGUCGAGUGCGGAGUUCAACGAACAAGUGCACGAUUUAGACGCGACUUGGGAUUUACGAUAGAUCAAAGCGAGGCACCCUGGCAAGUGGCCAUUUAUCAAAAGCCAGAUAACGUUAGCUACAGAUUGAUUUGUAGUGGAUCCAUUAUCUCGCCGAGUAUAAUUGUAACCGCUGCUCAUUGUUUUUGGGACGUCGCGGUAGAACAGACGAUAAGCGCUGAGUUCUUUCAGGUGGCCGCUGGAAAAUAUUAUCGUGACUACGAUAUGGCUAAAGACCCAACAGCUCAAAUUGCGGAUGUUGCUGAAAUUGUGAUUUCGUCAAGUUUCCAAUACAACAAAAAUGAUUUCGUAGAAGAUAUCGCUGUUGUUAAGUUAAAGACACCUUUCAUCUUCAACGAAAACGUAUCAGCCGUGUGCUUCGAUUUCGGUACUAGGGCCAGUCGAUAUGUUCCGAAUAAUUUGGUUGGUUCAAUUGUGGGGUAUGGUGAUACUGGAGAGGUUUUAGAACUGCUUCCUAUGAAAACGCUGUCUUAUCACAAUUGUCAAUUAAAGGAUAAAUACGCAAAUUUAGCUGGAGAUAAAUUUUGCUUGCAAAACGAAGGUGAAGCGAUCCUAUGUCGCGGUGAUAGAGGCGGAGGUUAUGUGAUUCAGAAUCCAGUAACGAAACGUUACGAGCUAUUAGGCGUAAUUAGUCUUACUCCUUUCCUUAACCACGAAUGUGCUCGAGAGGAAGUUGUAACAGCAACGAAUGUCAAAUACAUGAGCAACGAAAUAAGAGAGAAAUUGGAGCAGUUCAAGCAAGAAGAUAAAGCCUUGUUUUAGAAUAAGAAGUAAAAAAAAAAUUUUUUUUUUUUAAUUUUUAUGUUUUU